Acanthochromis polyacanthus (spiny chromis) is the source of this 1711-nucleotide messenger RNA. RefSeq names its product proteasome 20S subunit beta 11b (gene psmb11b). Gene Ontology annotation, cellular component: proteasome core complex. Lineage: Eukaryota; Metazoa; Chordata; Actinopteri; Pomacentridae. The record is from RefSeq and is a predicted model, not a curated record. The transcript has a single exon. The coding region runs from base 18 to 1184 and encodes 388 amino acids.
AAAAAUCCUCACAUUCAAUGGCUUUACAGGAUCUGUGCAAUUUCCAGGACAUUUUUCAGGACAGUCUUACCAAACUGUGUUUUUUGGGGACAUUUGAAAAGAACACUGCGUGUGAUUAUGUGAGCAGUUUAUCCACCAGGAGUAGCACAAGUCUGUUCAAUUUUUACAUACCAGCGGCUGAGUACCUAGAUGAAAGUCCAAUACAAUUUGGGCAAAUCAGCAACAUCCAGAGCUCCAGCGCUAUUUCAUCUCAAGAAUCCAUCUUAUCACCCUCCUCCUUGCCUACAAGCCUUCCUUUUGCUUCCUCCCAGUCUGUGCCUCUUCCCUUCCCCAUGUCUCAUGGCACCACCACCUUGGCUUUCAUGUUUCAGGGUGGCGUUCUCGCAGCAGCAGACACUCGUUCCAGUUGUUCCGGCCUUGUGGCGUGUCCAGCCUCCCAGAAGAUCCUGCCCAUCCACAGUCACUUGGUGGGCACCACCUCGGGUACAUCGGCUGACUGUGCGCUCUGGAAGCGGAUUCUGGCUCGAGAACUGCGCCUUUACCAGCUCCGCCAUGGCCGACGCUUGUCCACGAGAGGAGCUGCCAAAUUACUUUCACACAUGCUUCAUCCUUUCAAGGGAACUGAGCUGUGUGUUGCUGCAACGCUGUGUGGGUGGGAUGGAGGAGAGGUGGAUGAUGGAUGUCAUGCAGGUACAGUGAUUGAUCUCAGAGGUCGUGGAGGAACAACAAAGAGUGAAAUGACUGACCAGGAGAAGUACUUAGAUACCCUCAAUGAAAAGGUCUCUCUGCCAGAAACUCAGAGUUCUACUUUUUCUGAGCAAUACUUUGCGAGGAAGAAAGUAAGUUUCUCUGGACCCGGUCUGUUUUAUGUAUGCAGUGAUGGUACUCGCCUGCAGGGAACGCUCUUCUCUGUGGGUUCAGGAUCCCCUUAUGCCUACUCAAUUCUGGACCAAGGGGUUCGAUGGGGUCUGACAGUGGAUGAGGCCACAUCAAUAGCUAGAGAAGCCGUGUACAGAGCUACGUACAGGGAUGCAUACUCAGGAAACUGUGUAGACAUCUAUCACAUCACCUCAAACGGAUGGACUCGCAGGACCAGAGAAGAUUUGAAAGAGGAAUAUUACAGAGAAAAGGAGAGGCGAAGACAUGAGGGAAGGGGGAGACAGGACGUGACUGUGUCGGAGUAAAGACAUGAAACAAACCAAAAUGUCUUGAGAAAAGAAAAGGCAAACAUAGGGGAGUAUUUCGGAGAGACGUGAUAGCGUCUUUGCAGCAGAUACUAAAUUAAUGAAGAGGACAGGCAGUUGCAUCCUUCAGGCUAUUUCUCAAAUGAUUUGGGCAUGCCUAUUGUUCCCUCUAAUAAACAGCUGAUGUUUUGUUUGCGCUGAUGAUAAAAUGUGUUCUAAUGUGCACUGCUGGCUGGCAUUUUGAUUUAGAUGUUAAAACAUUAUGAAUCAUUUCAAGCAUGUGAGAUAAUUACUACCUACUCCUGCAAGUGGUGGAAUCGCAUAAACAGGGAGAAGCAGAAAAUGAAUAGUCCAAAAAAAUCUAAAUGUCUGGAGGCUGAAGGUCAUAAUGGAUUGCCAUGUGCGAGGGAACACAUUGAGCUGUAGCAAUAAACGGGCUGAAAGCUUGAUUUGUGUCUGCUGUCAGAUUACUUCUGAAGUUUCUUUGACACUUCAAUAAAUUAAUGAAUAAAAGAAAUUUUGCUGAA